Molecule: messenger RNA, 1777 nt
Organism: Manihot esculenta (cassava)
Lineage: Eukaryota; Viridiplantae; Streptophyta; Magnoliopsida; Malpighiales; Euphorbiaceae
Product: vicilin-like seed storage protein At2g28490
Exons: 5
Coding region: 183-1622 (479 amino acids)
Source: RefSeq, a predicted model, not a curated record
GUCUAACACAAAAUCUGCCAGCAAAUGCUCAAUUUCUGCAUGAUGGACACGUACCUCUCUACAUUCUCUCCAUCUGCCUUCAUAAACCCCAUCUCUCUUCCUUACCAAAGCGGCCAGCAGAGAAAAUACUCCCUCAAGACUCAUAAACAAAGUAAACAUAAGCUCCUCAGACACAACCCACAAUGAGAAACAGAGCUGUACUUCUGCUCUUGCUCCUUGUGCUCUGCUAUGGAGUCACCAGGGCAAUUAGGUUUGAGGAAGAAGAAACGGAGGAAGAGGGGACAGAAAGGAAGGAGAGAAGGGAAGGAGAGGAUUGGUUUCUGUUGCAUGACUCAAAACAUGUGGUGAAAACUGAUGCUGGGAAUGUGAGGGUGGUGAGAAGUUCUGGUUGGGGAAUGAUAGAGAGGCCUAUGCAUAUUGGGUUCAUUACUAUGGAGCCCAAGACUCUUUUUAUCCCUCAGUAUCUUGACUCCAGCUUGAUCAUCUUGCUUCGUAGAGGGGAAGCAAAGCUUGGAUUGAUCUACAGAGAUGAAUUGGGAGAGAGGCGAUUGAAGAGUGGGGAUAUCUAUCGAAUCCCAGCUGGUUCAGCAUUCUACUUGGUAAACACAGGAGAAGGGCAGAGACUUCAUGUCGUUUGCUGCAUUGAUCGAUCUGAAAGCUUGGGAAUGGGUACUGCUUUCCAGUCUUUCUUCAUUGGUGGAGGGACUUAUCCAACAUCUGUUCUCUCUGGUUUUGAACCUGAAACACUUUCAAUUGCCUUCAACAUCACAGUGGAUGAAUUGGAGGAGAUUCUGACCACGCAGAAAGAUGGUCCAAUCGUACAUUUGGAAGAUUCCCAAGCAAAGUUCAUUAAAAUGAAUGAGAAAGACAGACUCCAACACCUGAAGAAAUUGGUGGAGUUUGAAGAAGAAUCCAUGGAAGUAGAAAAGGAAACAACAUGGUCAUGGAGGAAACUCUUGAAUUCUGUAUUUGGACUGGAAAAUGAGAAGAAAAGGCGUGAGAAAACCGGUAAAUCACCUAAAACCUGCAACAUCUACAAGAAAUCCCCCGACUUCCGAAACAAUUAUGGAUCUAGCAUUGCCCUUGAAGACACUAACUGUGAUCCUCUCAAACAUUCUGGCGUUGGUGUAUAUCAUGUCAAUCUCACUGCGGGUUCAAUGAUGGCACCCCAUGUAAAUCCAACAGCAACCGAGUAUGGAAUCGUAUUGAGGGGAACUGGCAUAAUACAGAUUGUAUAUCCAAACGGAACCCAAGCAAUGAAGGCUAGAGUAGCAGAAGGUGAUGUGUUCUGGGUUCCUAGAUACUUCCCGUUCUGUCAAAUUGCAUCAAGAACAGGCCCUUUUGAGUUUUUUGGAUUCACAACGUCAGCUCGGAAAAACAGGCCACAAUUCUUGGCUGGUGCAAGCUCAAUCCUUAGAACCCUGAAAGGUCCUGAACUUGCAGCUGCAUAUGGCAUGACCAAUGAAAGCCUACAUCACUUGAUUGAGUCUCAACGUGAGUCUAUUAUAUUGCCUUCAACACCAGUAUCACCACCGGACAUGGUGAAGAAGAAGGCUAACUCCGAGAGGGUGCAGAAGGCGAUCAGGAGCUUUGAUAAUGAUAUGCUUAUGGGUUUUGAUUAGAAGAGUAGGGUGAACAAUAAUAGGGUUGCAACCAGACUAGUGGGUGUAACGUGUAGCUUUUUGUUAUGCAUUUCCUCCUUUUUGUAUCUAGUUUUUCAGAAUUUGUUAAUGAGUUUCUCAUAGUUGUGAAUAAAUUUUUGGUUUUUCUUUUUUAC